AUGUCACUGCUGCCUCCCGAAGUCCACUCCGCCCUCUCUCAGUUGCUCCGCGGACUGAGCACUGCGGACAACACAGUCCGUGCACAGGCCGAAGAGCAGCUGGGCAAUGACUGGAUUCAAAACCGCCCAGAUGUCCUGUUGAUGGGCCUGGCGGAACAGCUUGAAGGUGCCGAAGAUACAGUUACACGUUCAUUCUCCGCUGUUUUAUUCCGAAGAAUCGCGACCAAAACACGAAAGGACCCCGUUACCAACGAGGCGAAAGAACUUUUUUCAACCCUUGCCCGCGAGCAGAAGCUGGUUAUUCGGCAGAAGCUCGUCACUUGUCUCACCACCGAAACCGCAAAUGACGUCCGAAGGAAGAUUGGUGACGCGGUGGCCGAGAUUGCCAGACAAUACACCGAAAAUGGAGACCAAUGGCCGGAAUUGCUAGGUAUCCUGUUCCAAGCCAGCCAAUCCCCCGAUGCGGGUCUUCGGGAGGCCUCUUUUCGCAUUUUCUCGACCACGCCUAGUGUCAUUGAGAAGCCCCACGAGGAUGCUGUCAUAGGCGUCUUCGGCAAAGGUUUCAAGGACGAUGUUGUUUCGGUGCGCAUCGCAGCCAUGGAGGCGUUCGCUUCCUUCUUCCGCUCUCUCCCCAAGAAAUCGCAGCCAAAGUUCUUUGGACUCAUGCCCGACAUGCUCAACGUUCUGCCUCCGUUGAAGGAGUCUUCUGAGAGCGACGAGCUCUCAUCUGCAUUCUUGGCUUUGAUCGAGCUGGCAGAAAUUAGCCCCAAGAUGUUCAAGGGGUUGUUUAACAAUUUGGUGAAGUUUAGCGUUAGCGUUGUCGCGAACAAGGAGCUUAGUGAUCAAGUCAGGCAGAAUGCGUUGGAGUUGAUGGCCACAUUUGCGGACUACGCCCCCGCGACGUGCAAGAAGGACCCAGAUUUCACAUCACAGAUGGUGACCCAGUGUUUGAGCUUGAUGACCGAUAUCGGUGAGGAUGACGAUGAUGCGUCCGAGUGGAAUGCCUCCGAGGAUCUGGAUCUGGAAGAAAGUGAUCUGAAUCACGUUGCUGGUGAACAAUGCAUGGAUCGACUUGCCAAUAAACUUGGAGGCCAAGUUGUUCUGCCAGUUACUUUCGAAUGGAUUCCGAAAUUGAUGUCAUCGGCGGCCUGGCGUGACCGGCAUGCGGCCCUCAUGGCCAUCUCUGCCAUUUCCGAGGGUUGUCGUGACUUGAUGGUUGGCGAGCUGGAUCAAGUCCUCCGCAUUGUUGUCCCUGCUUUGCAGGAUCCUCACCCACGUGUUCGCUAUGCUGGUUGCAAUGCCUUGGGCCAGAUGAGCACCGAUUUUGCGGGCACAAUGCAGGAGAAGUACCACGAAGCUGUGCUUACCAACAUCAUUCCGGUUCUCAAUAGCGCCGAACCUCGUGUCCAAGCUCACGCUGCUGCCGCGUUGGUCAACUUUUGUGAGGAGGCUGAGCGCAACGUUCUCGAGCCCUACCUUGCAAAUCUACUGCAGCACUUGUUGCAGCUUCUCCGCAGCCCCAAGCGCUAUGUGCAAGAGCAGGCCCUGUCCACUAUCGCCACCAUCGCUGACUCUGCUGAGAACGCCUUUGAACAAUUUUACGAAACCCUCAUGCCAUUGCUGUUUAACGUAUUGAAACAGGAGCAAUCCAAGGAAUACCGCUUGUUGCGUGCGAAGGCCAUGGAAUGUGCUACUCUUAUUGCCCUUGCUGUUGGAAAGAAUAAGAUGGGACAAGACGCGCUAGACUUGGUGCAGCUACUAGGCAACAUCCAACAGGGCAUAGUCGAUGCCGAUGAUCCUCAAUCGCAAUACCUGCUUCACUGCUGGGGUCGGAUGUGCCGUGUCCUUGGUCAAGACUUUGUUCCUUAUCUUCCCGGAGUUAUGCCCCCGCUUUUGGCAGUUGCUGCUGCAAAGGCCGAUAUUCAGCUCCUCGACGAUGAGGACCAGAUCGAUCAAGUGGAGCAGGAUGAAGGCUGGGAGCUUGUGCCGCUCAAGGGCAAGAUUAUUGGUAUCAAGACAAGCGCAUUGGAAGACAAGAAUACCGCCAUCGAGCUCAUCACCAUUUACGCGCAGAUCUUGGAGGCUGCUUUCGAACCAUAUGUGUUGGAGACGAUGGAGAAGAUUGCGGUCCCUGGAUUGGCGUUCUUCUUCCACGACCCCGUGCGAGUCUCGUCGGCGAAGUUGAUCCCACAGCUCCUCAAUUCGUACAAGAAGGCCCACGGAGUCCAGUCCGCUGGUUUCGCGGGAAUGUGGGUUAAGGUUGCGGAGAAGAUCGUCGAGGUCCUGAGUGCGGAGCCGACGGUUGACACACUUGCGGAGAUGUAUCAAUGCUUUUACGAAUCUGUUGAGGUUGUUGGCAGGAACUCUUUGGGCCCUCAGCACCUGCAGGCGUUCAUUCAGUCCGCGAAGUCAACCUUGGAGGAUUACCAGGCACGAGUGAAGACGAGAGCCGAGGACAGGGCUGAUGCGGAUGAUGGCGAAGAGGAGAACCCAGACUACGAGUACGCGAUCGAGGAUGACCAGAACCUUCUUAGCGAUAUGAACAAGGCAUUCCACACUAUCUUCAAGAACCAGGGCACAUCCUUCCUGCCUGCAUGGGAACAGCUGAUGCCAUUUUAUGAUGCGUUCAUCACGAGUCAGGACCCUACGCAGCGACAAUGGGCUCUUUGUAUUAUGGAUGAUGUGCUUGAGUUCUGCGGACCGGAGUCCUGGCGCUACCGGGAUCACAUCAUCCAGCCAUUGGCUGCCGGCCUGCAAGACACCAACGCGGCUAACCGCCAGGCGGCAGCUUACGGCGUUGGAGUUGCUGCACAGAAAGGCGGAGAGCCAUGGAGUGAUUUUGUUGCCGCCUGCCUACCAAGUCUCUUCCAGGUAACGCAGUUCAACCAGGCACGGUCAGAAGAGCAUGUUUUUGCUACUGAGAACGCGUCCGCAAGCAUUGCCAAGAUCCUGCACUACAACUCCAGCAAGGUUCCCAACGCGGCAGAAUUGGCUGCCAACUGGAUUGGUACACUUCCUAUCCUCUUUGAUGAAGAGGCUGCACCAUACGCCUACUCUUUCCUAGCGCAAUUGAUCGACCAACAAAACCCCGCGGUCAUGUCAAGUGCAGACCGAGUAUUUGGGUACAUUGUCCGAGCACUUGAUGCCGAAACCCUCCAGGGCCAAACCGCCGUCCGUGUGGCAACCUCAGCGAAGAACCUUGCACAAGCGACGGGCCUAAAUGCUGAGCAGAUCCUCGCAGGGGUGAGCCCGGAAAACCAGGCGGCCGUCCGCAGCUUCUUCCAGUAA
Messenger RNA from Aspergillus puulaauensis, 3288 nucleotides. RefSeq names its product nuclear import receptor PSE1. The record is from RefSeq and is a predicted model, not a curated record. Bases 1 to 3288 code for a protein of 1095 amino acids. NCBI's taxonomy places the organism in Eukaryota, Fungi, Ascomycota, Eurotiomycetes, Eurotiales, Aspergillaceae. Gene Ontology annotation, molecular function: small GTPase binding; nuclear import signal receptor activity. Gene Ontology annotation, cellular component: cytoplasm; nucleus. The transcript is spliced from 6 exons. Gene Ontology annotation, biological process: protein import into nucleus.